Solanum verrucosum is the source of this 2014-nucleotide messenger RNA. Its product is annotated as probable methyltransferase PMT18. The transcript has 6 exons. The record is from RefSeq and is a predicted model, not a curated record. Bases 22 to 1896 code for a protein of 624 amino acids. Lineage: Eukaryota; Viridiplantae; Streptophyta; Magnoliopsida; Solanales; Solanaceae. Gene Ontology annotation, cellular component: endosome; trans-Golgi network; cytoplasm. Gene Ontology annotation, molecular function: methyltransferase activity.
UUUGGUAGAAAUUGGUAUUCGAUGGCAAAAGACCAUGGUGGAUCUCCAAAGUUGUACCAGCUUGAAUCGAAGAGAAAACGAGUUACUUGGAUUGUUGGUGUUAGUGGUCUAUGCAUCUUUUUCUAUGUUCUAGGAGCUUGGCAGAAUAAUGGAAGACGACCAACUCCAUCUGCUGAAGUGUACACGAGAGUUGGAUGUGAUCAUGAUAUGUCAUCAUCAUCGUCAAUAUCAUCAUCAGUAGUUCCUAUGGAUUUCGAGAGCCAUCAUCAACUAGUGGUAAACAAUACAAAGUCAUUAGAAAACUUUUCACCAUGUGAAAUGUUGUAUAGUGAAUACACACCAUGUCAAGAGCCACAAAGGGGUAGAAAAUUUGAUCGUAAUAUGCUAAAAUACAGAGAGAGGCAUUGUCCAAAUAAGGAAGAGAAAGAGGCGUUACGUUGUCUUAUACCUGCUCCACCCAAUUAUAAAAUCCCUUUCAAAUGGCCACAGAGUAGAGACUAUGCUUGGUUUGCGAAUAUACCACAUAAAGAGCUUAGCAUUGAGAAGGCUGUUCAAAAUUGGGUCCAAGUCGAAGGUGAUCGUUUGAGAUUUCCAGGAGGUGGAACCAUGUUUCCACACGGAGCUGAUGCUUACAUUGAUGAUAUAAGUGAACUCGUUCCCCUUACUAGUGGAACUAUUCGUACAGCAAUUGAUACAGGAUGUGGUGUUGCAAGUUGGGGUGCUUAUCUACUAAAAAGGGAUAUAAUAGCUAUGUCAUUUGCUCCAAGAGAUACACAUGAAGCACAAGUUUGGUUUGCACUUGAAAGAGGAGUUCCAGCAAUGAUUGGUGUUAUGGGUUCUCAGAGACUUCCAUAUCCAGCUAGGGCUUUUGAUAUGGCUCAUUGUUCUCGUUGCUUGAUUCCAUGGUACAAGUACGAUGGGUUAUACCUAAUUGAAGUUGACAGAGUUCUACGUCCCGGAGGUUAUUGGGUACUUUCAGGCCCUCCGAUUCGUUGGAAGACAUAUUGGAGAGGUUGGGAAAGAAGUCAAGAAGAUUUGAAGAAAGAACAGGAUUCUAUUGAAGAGACUGCUAGGCAACUUUGCUGGAAAAAAGUGAUUGAAAAGGGUGAUUUAUCUGUGUGGCAAAAGCCUCUGAAUCACAAUAAGUGUAUCAAAAACAAAUCACCAUUUAUCUGCAAGUCACGCAACAAAGCCGAUGCAGCAUGGUAUCAAGACAUGGAAGCUUGUAUCACUCCGCUACCAGAAGUAACCAACUCAGAUGAAGUAGCAGGUGGUGCAUUAGAAAAAUGGCCGGAACGAGCCUUUGCUAUUCCUCCUAGGAUCAGUACUGGCUCCAUACCAAGCAUUACAGUUGAGAAAUUUAAGGAGGAUAACCAGGUAUGGAAUGAGCGUGUGUCAUACUACAAACGUCUAAUUGGUCUAUUGCCUCAAGGACGAUACAGAAAUGUGAUGGACGCAAAUGCCUAUUUAGGUGGAUUUGCAGCAGCUCUUUCGAAAUAUCCAGUUUGGGUAAUGAACGUGGUUCCUGCUAAGAAUGAGCCAGACACUUUGGGUAUCAUAUAUGAAAGAGGCUUUAUUGGUACAUACAAUGACUGGUGUGAAGCUUUUUCAACAUAUCCGCGAACUUAUGAUCUCAUUCAUGCUGGUGGCUUGAUCAGCCUAUAUCAGGAUAGAUGUGAUAUCACGUAUAUUCUACUUGAGAUGGAUAGAAUAUUGAGGCCUGAAGGUACAGUUAUAUUCAGAGAUGGAGUAGAAGUACUAGUGAAAAUCAAAAGUAUUGCAGACGGUAUGAGAUGGCAAAGUCGAAUUGUGGAUCAUGAGAGCGGACCAUUUAACCCAGAGAAGAUUCUUAUUUCUGUAAAAACUUACUGGACUGGUGAACCUAAACGAGAAUAGCUGAUCAACCACACAAUAUUUUCGCGUAUGGUUAUUAAGUUUCUUUCUUGUUAUUGCUUGUAGUUGGAAUUAUUAACUUCAUUGCAGAUGAAUAGAAUAGAAGAUCGAUUCAUGCUCA